AUGUGCGAUAAAUUGGAUAUGAAAUCAUUGAACGCUUUAUUGAAUCAAUUGGACGACUCAAGCGAAAGACAUCUGGUUCUGUCAUUACCCAAGUUUACUAUUAAAACAGAAUACGAUUUAGAGGACGGAUUUAAGAGAUUGGGCCUCAAAUCAGUGUUCAACUCUUCUGCCGACUUGUCCAGCAUUAAUGGCGACAAAAAGUUACAUUUAUCUCAAGUCAUACAUAAGGCCUUCGUUGAGAUUAAAGAGGAAGGCAUUCAAUCAUCAGAAUUAUCGGAACUGUUAUACAUUCCGGCCGUCAAUCCAUUUGUCCGACACAUUCCCGUCAAAGUCAACAAACCCUUCCUAUUCAUCAUAAGAGACAACAAUUCAGAUCUGAUUUUAAUGUUGGGUCAGUUGCGGGUCCUUUGA
Molecule: messenger RNA, 411 nt
Organism: Medioppia subpectinata
Lineage: Eukaryota; Metazoa; Arthropoda; Arachnida; Sarcoptiformes; Oppiidae
Source: the annotation of a GenBank genome assembly